This is a messenger RNA of Electrophorus electricus (electric eel), 4602 nucleotides long. RefSeq names its product SPT7 like, STAGA complex subunit gamma (gene supt7l). The record is from RefSeq and is a predicted model, not a curated record. Gene Ontology annotation, cellular component: SAGA complex. Gene Ontology annotation, molecular function: protein heterodimerization activity; transcription coactivator activity. Lineage: Eukaryota; Metazoa; Chordata; Actinopteri; Gymnotiformes; Gymnotidae.
UAUACCUAUUUCAAAAACAUAAAUGGGACUUUACGUAUGACGCUACAUUUAUCAGUUAUUAUCCUAUAACGCUAAAAGCCACUCAAUUCUAGGAACUAAUUAUAUAUUAUCUUAUGUAGCUACACGGAAAUGCUUAGCGCGUGUACUCGUAGAUUGCGUAUCGACUACGUCUAUGCUGAACUAUCUAUUUAUCAACUUGGAUCGUUUUGUAUUUAGCUAACAGCUACCAAAUAAUUUUCUUGAUUAUUGUAUGUAUUGCGUCAUGUUUGCUUUGUUACUUUCCGUCUAUUCUUGUGCUGGCAUUUUAAAAAUUUAAUAUGACUGAUUACAACUAAUCUCGGAUUUCCGAGCUAGGCAGCUAACAGGCUAAACUAAACAAAACUACGAUUUUUGUGCGGUGAUUUUUGAAGAUUCGCACAGACUUACACACCACUGUCCUGUAACGUUAGACAGCUAGCUAUCUGGUUAGCUUUUGUAUGAUGCACAGAACACAAUAAUUAGCCUUCCCGUAUUUUGAUGUACUCUGCAAAUCCUCUUCGGAAAAAAAGAACGGUCACAAUGAAUUCCUAAUCCAGAGCUCUUUGGUUUUCAAAUGAACUAAACAUCUUGUUUGGAGCGUAUGAAAUACCCAGUAAGGAUGAUGCGUUAUUGGGGCGAGUUACCUGUCGCGUCUGUCCCACCGGGCCGCAGCUCCUUUGACCUUUUGCAGCGCGAGUUUCGGCAGGUAGAGAUGCAAGAUCCUCCGCUGCACCAGCCAUCAGCACAGCGUCCACGACCCACCACCAUGCUGGACGUCCCCUCGGAACCCUGCAGCCUCACGAUCCACACGGUGCAACUCAGCCAGCACGCACGACGCCUCCGGAGCCUUCUCGCCGCGGCACAACUGGGCCAACAACCCGUGACUGGUUUGUCUGAUGCUCAAGGCCUUCUCAGAUCGGAGGACGGGGAGCCGCUCCCGGCGCGUCCAGUCACCCCAGCAGCCCCAGACGACCUGCUUCCUCUGGACAGUAAAGCUCCGCGUGAACCCUUCCAGCUGCGGCAUAGUGAUCCAGAGAGCGACUUCUACAAAGGUGAAGGGGAACCCGUGACGGAGUUGAACUGGCCCUCGUGCCGUCAGCUCCUCUACCAGUCCGUUGCCACAGUGCUGGCCCACACCGGCUUCGAGUCAGCCAAUGAGAGUGUGCUGGAGACGCUUACGGACCUGGUCCAUGAGCACUACCUGCGUCUGACGCGGCUUCUCCGUGUGGCUGUGGACCGUGAGGCUCGCCUGGGCUCCACCCCGUUCCCUGAUGUGGUGGAGCAGGUCUUCCAUGAGGUGGGCAUUGGCAGCGUGCUGGCUCUCCAGCGCUUCUGGCAGGUCCGCAUCAAAGACUACCACAGCUACAUGCUCCAGGUCAGUAAAGAGCUUUCCGAGGAGUAUGAAAGAUUGGUAAACCCAGAGAAGGCUUUGGAGGACUCCAAGCCCCUGAAGGUGAAGGAGGAGCCCGUGAGCGAUAUUGCUUUCCCCCUGAGUGAGGAGCCAGAGGCGGAUCCGGCCUCGGGUGACCAGGCUCUCCCCGUUGGGGUGCUGGCUACAUCCAGUGAAAGACUGCCAGGAGGUCUUGAAGAGGGACACUCCCCUCACACAUCAGGAACAGCAGGGCACAGCUCCCCCUUGUGGCAGCUGACACAGGUGAAGAUGGAGCCCCAGGACAGUGAGGAGGGCCAGGUGUCGGGCCAUGGGGUACUGGGUGGUGAUGUGUUUGAGGAGGGACCCAUGUCUACCAUGAGUGAGGCAGGCAUACCUCCAUCACCUGGGGGCUCAGACGGCAGCUACGGUUCUCAGUCACCAGACUCACUGAUGGGCACCUCCCCUUUCAACCAACGGCCAAAGAAACGAAUGAGGAAAGUGUAAUUGCUUGCAUGAAGAUCAACGGCACAGGCAUGAGGUGAUUUUGCGAUUUGUACUGCGGACAGUGGGUGAGAAUGGCUGCGUUUAUGUUUAAAUGAGGACGUACAUGAGAGUAUGUUCUUGAGCAAAUGACUGCUGGUCACCAUUUUAGCCACUUACCACUUAGGGUGUUGGGCAAUUACUUGUUUGGUAUAGUAAAAUUACCAUCUGUUUGUUAUAGCAGAACAAUGCAUCAGUAACAACAUGUGGAAUAAUUAUAGCCUGAUGUCUGUUUCAGAUGCACAGGGACAUAAAUUGAAGGAUAAUGGCAAAUUAAUUACAGGAUGCAUAAAUCUACAUAUUAAUGAAUGCCACCAUUUUGGUACCUGUUACCAUAUUUCCAGUGGAAGCAGACUAUUGUCUCCAAAGCACCUGCACAAGAAACAGCUCUGGCUAAAUGAUUCCAUUCACACAAGCACACACUGUUACCAUCAAAGUUCAAUUAGGGUGGAAAAUUACAGGUGGAUAUUUAAAUUUUUUUUAUCUGGUGUUGGCUUUUCAUAGCAAGCGCAAAGCGAUUGAAAGCACUUGAAAUAGCCUCAUGUAAACAUAAUUUUUGUUUUUCAUCUAACAUCUCUAACAAAACACCUUUUCAGUUGGGUUAAAUCAGCCCAUCAGAAGUCUACUGUCAUGUCGAACUGACAAUGAGAAGCUACAAGGAAACUAGUUGGUUUGCUGAUUAGUUUUCAGUGCUGAACUCUGCAAAGCUUUAUUAUAUGAGCACAUUAAUGCUAUUUUAUGAAAAUUUUGUUUGGCUUUACUACUGAAAAUAAAUUCUAACAAUACUUUGUUUCACGAAGUGGGUCCCCUGCAAGCUGAAGUGCUUCAGCAGGUGAACUGUACUGUGCUCCAUGAGAACAACACAGAGUGACAAGCUCUGCUAGGGACCUAGCAAAAGUAAUGGCCUAUGUGUAAUAUUAGGACCAUAUUAAAUGAACAAAUGGCAACUUGCCUGGUAAAAUGACAUCAUUAAUGUUUCAUCCCUGAGUGAUUCAUCUCUUGAUCCACUUAAGACACCAAUACUUGACUUCUGAAUUUUUUUUAUACAACAACAAAAAAAUAUUUCCUUCAUCAAAAUCAGUUUCAUUGUUAUUCUGUUUUCAGAAUAAAUAUUCCAGUGGUUAGGACAGUUCCACACAGUUUUAUUUUGCAAAAUCUGUUUACCAAUCAAAUGUGUGUUAAUGUGAGUUUUUAUUAACUUGUGCCUGCUUUUAUACAUUUCCUUGGCCUUUAACAGUCUUAAAAAACAAAUCCCUUUUCACUUGUGAAUACAAUGUGUAGAAUAUUGUUUUUAUUCACAUGUUAGUAGGCAGGGGGCAGUCUUGUGCCACAUUCUGGUAGCAGCAUUCACUGCCAGGUUCCAGGUGUUCAGUAUUCUUUUUGGCUGUGCCUGCCGAUAUUGAACCUUCUGCGUCUUGAAAAAGCAACAGUUCUAUUUGAACAGGUGGAGUAAUCUGUUCUGCAUGUCUCCAAAUGACAUAUGUGAUUUCUUCACAGCUUUCUUUAAUAAAAUGAAAUCAUGUACAUAGCUUGGUGAGAUAAUUAUCCCCAAAAGGCCUUAUAGAUAUCUCUAUCUUUCAGCGGAAAGAAAACCAUGAAGUUAACUCCUGUGUCAAGUGAAACGACCUCAGUUUUCAGUCUUGUACAAGACACCACCUGCCGACCAGCAUUUCAUUCUUUCUGACAACUGAUAAUUCCAACUUUAGAUCAGAUAAAUGCGGUUUGUUUCUCUUCUCAUGCCAUAUUAUGGUCGUGGGAUUCACACACUCAACAGGGAGCACCUGGCUUCAGCAAACCAUACGUUGCCUCACAUGGUUUGCUCAGUGGUAAGCAUUAAUCUUAAAUUGCCCUGCCUCUGGGAUUCCAGUUGGGGAUUCAGAUAUGGGUAUUAUCAUGGUUUUAUAAUGGAAGAAAGAAGUUAUGAUCUGGUUGAGAUUCACAGUGAGAUCUGUUACAGAAAAAAACCUAUCCUUGUUAAUAAUGUAAAAAUGUUAACUGCUCUUCUCAAAAAAACUUGGCUUUCUGUGAGGCAGUAUGUGCAAAUAGUAAAUGCUUAUCGUUACAGCAUCCAAAGUAUAUUCCUGCUGUUAGUUAUAUACUUGUAUCUCUAUUUUGGACCUUCAUGUGCAAAAGUGCCUUUUGCACUCUGCAUGCAUCAUACAGGUCCAGCAAUGAAUAAAUGGACUCCAUACACCUUGAAGCUUAGUAAUAAUUGCACAGUGAAUUAAAUUGCACCUUUUUUUUUUUGCUCACUGAAGAGUCCAUUUUUAUUUAGAAGUUGGUGGUUGGAUGUCAGGUUUUCCUCUGACAGCACUGAUAUCAAGCUGUGGGUUACUGUAAGAAAUGCCACAUAAAAAAAUCAAAACCUCUUAACCGAGUGUUUCAUAGCCCUUCCCCACUUGUGAAAGUAUGUUACAGCGUGAAAUGCUAUGUUGCGAAAGCUUUGCUCUUUGCUUGUGGAAGAUACUGUCAUUGCUGCUUUGUUGUGCUGUGCCAUUAUGCAGCUCUGAAGGUCAGAACCAUGCUCUGGAGUUGGUGUGGGUUCAUGCCGAACCGUGUUUGGCGCAAAAAGCAAGCCUUAAACUGAACUGUUACAUGAUACCCCAGCUGCCCAGUGAAACAUGAAUGUUACAUUGAAAACAGUGGAAUAAAAAAUCAACUCAUUUUUUCAA